Microcebus murinus (gray mouse lemur) is the source of this 1644-nucleotide messenger RNA. NCBI's taxonomy places the organism in Eukaryota, Metazoa, Chordata, Mammalia, Primates, Cheirogaleidae. The record is from RefSeq and is a predicted model, not a curated record.
ACCACAGGGCUCACGCAGUCACAAAGCAGCAGCCUUGCCCACAGAACCGAUGAGACUCCCUUCAAGAUUGGUCCCCUUGCUCCUCCCUGCCAGGCCAGCAGGGCUUCUUGCCCACAUACUAUAGCGAGGACUUUCCUCGUGUCUGUUCCUGUUUAUACCCCCACCACCGUUCUAUGAGAGUUCCUGUUAUCCAUCUUCAACACUGGUAGUCAGUGCACUGGUCUUUGUCCUAUUAGAAACCAUACAAUGGCUACGGAUGUGCAAUUGGCUGAACACCCACCAAUGAGUCCCAGAUCUCUUACAGGUGAACUGAGAAUGGAACAGACUCAGGGGCUGGGUGAGCUAAGUCCUCACAGGGUCCCGGGGCAGCAUGCCUUGCUUAGCAUUUCUGGAGUGCGCAGCCGCCGCUGUCGUCAUCGGUACUCCUCCAAAGGGACUCCCUCCAGCCAGGGCCACUGGGAGAAGGGAGUGCAGAAAGCAAAAAGUCCAAAGGCAGAGCCGAAACUUGAGAAGAAGUCCGGGCAGAGGCCACGGAGCCACGAGGAGGAUGGGCCACAGAAGGACCAGGUGACCCCAGGCGUCAUGGAUUUAGAGCUGGCCCCAGAGGCGCUGCGGACCCCCAAUGACCAGACCCCCGGCGCCUACCGCUUUGGCCGCCUCAGCCACCACUCCUUCUUCUCCAGGCACCACCCCCACCCCCAGCGUGUGACCCACAUCCCAGAUACCACUGGGAAGCCUAUCUGUAUUGUCAAGGACGAGUUCUCUCUGGGUCCCUUGCCUCAGUCGACACUGUUAGCCAGCUGUGUGAUGCCCACCAUCUCUGCCCCCCUAGGAGACCCACAGUCCAACCGGAACCCCCAGCUUGCCUCUGACACCUGGAAGAAGGAGCUGAAGGAGCUGGCUUCCCAGGUGGCCUUCUUCACCAAGGAGAAUGAGCAGCGGAAGAACAAAGAGCAGAAGGAGGAGACUCUGCGGGAGCAGGGGGCCAAGUACUCAGCCGAGACCGGUAGGCUCAUCCCUUCUUCCACUAGAGCUGGCAGCCGCCGCAGGGCCCGCCAGAGCCAGCGUGCCAACAGGGACGGAGGAGCCCAGACCAUCCUGCAGGAUCAGGAGCUGCUGAUCCUGGAGCUUCUCUGUCAGAUCUUGCAGACAGACUCAUUGGGAGCCAUCCAGUUCUGGCUGCUCUACGCUUCCCCCAAGGAGAAAGACCUUGUCCUGGGACUUCUGCAGACGGCCGUGGCUCAAUUCUUGCCCCAGCCUCUGACCUCCAUUCCUGUGGAAAGACUCCUAAACCAGCUCGAAGAAGUUCAAGACUCUCCACAGGAAAACCAGCAGCUGCUGCGCUACAGUCAAUUCCCAAAGAAGACGAGAACAUUGCCUCUAGCAAAAAGCGAAAAGCCAGAGUACAUUGGGAAGGCACAAGUUCUCCGGAUUCAGUCAAGUCAGGACACGGAGAAGAAGACGUCUAAGCCAAUGACAAAGAGCUGAAGAGCCCCUAAAACUUUGCCUGCCUCACUCAAGCACAGCCCCAAGUUCAAGCGCAGCCCCACCUCCACAGCAACACCUGAUUUCCCGUUGCAAACAGUCUGCUAAAUAAAAUCUUGUCUUCCCUUUGAGAGGACAGUUCCGCUCUCCCAGCAGCAA